AUGCUGCUCCCACGAUUACAGCCGCAAUUGCGGGCAUCUCUCGCAUCAAUCGGACGAGCUGCUGCUGCAGGGAGCUCACAAGGCUGUCUAAAUGAAGCAUUUGGUCAGCUCUCGAUAAGAGCAGCUUCUCCUGUCCUAACCUUCGUACGACACGCCUCUCAUGCUCAACAAGGAGCUGUCAAUAAAGCGAAAGAUGGCCCGGGAAAGCGUCUUGGUGCCAAGAAAUCUGGAGAACAAUAUGUGAUUCCCGGCAACAUUAUAUUCCGCCAACGCGGCACCCAUUGGUUCCCGGGCGAAAACUGCGCAAUGGGACGAGAUCAUACGAUAUAUGCGACGGCCAGCGGAUACGUCAAAUACUACAAGGAUCCAGAGAAGCAUCCAAAGAGACAAUACAUUGGAGUUGUCUUCGAGCGGAACCAAGUCCUCCCUCUCCCCCGAAAUAGUGUGCGCAGACGGAGGCUCGGCAUGGUUGCUACAAAGAUGGAGUUACCUCCUGUGGAAGAGACCACUGUCCGCACGGAUUUGGUGCUCGAGGGGGACGCCAGUACUGGGGUUACCGUCAAACAGACUAAGAAGAAGGAGAGAAAGGGCGAGGAGGGAAGAAACUUGCAAUUGAGGCCCGGAUACAUGUACCGAGAGGCCAAUUGGGAGAUUGGGCGAGCGGCGGAGAGGGCCAAGGUCAAGGUGCGGGAGUUCAAGCCUCGGGAUCGAUGGACGGCCUGGAGAAAAACAACCAUUCGAAAGGCGAAGAAUGCGGAGAAGAAGGGCCUGGGAAGGAGAAGAUAA
Amorphotheca resinae ATCC 22711 is the source of this 786-nucleotide messenger RNA. RefSeq lists its product as hypothetical. Gene Ontology annotation, molecular function: structural constituent of ribosome. The coding region runs from base 1 to 786 and encodes 261 amino acids. NCBI's taxonomy places the organism in Eukaryota, Fungi, Ascomycota, Leotiomycetes, Helotiales, Amorphothecaceae. The transcript is spliced from 2 exons. Gene Ontology annotation, biological process: translation. The record is from RefSeq and is a predicted model, not a curated record. Gene Ontology annotation, cellular component: ribosome; mitochondrial large ribosomal subunit.